UUCAGAUUCAGUCGUUUGGUGGUACCGUCCGAUCUCGGUGUAGUUUGAUUUUUACGGCUACAAUUUUAAAUUUACAACUUGACAAAAUGGAAGAACGGACUUAUCCAAGUGUUUGUGAAAAAUACUCGUUGGACUUUUUUCACGAAUUCUUAUAACCAACGCUCACCCACAUCACGUUCCAGUAUUUAAUGCCCAAUCAGUUUAGUUUUUUACAUUGAUAUCCGAUUCGAAAAUGGUGCUAAACAAUUAUUAUGGAUCUUUCGGUUAUCCGGAAAAAUCCAGGGAAAAUAACAACAUAAAUCGGUCGACGGAGUAUCUGGUGCCGAUGGGUAACGUCGAGAGCGAGGCAACAAGGAGCGGGAAUCUCUUCAUUUUCGGUUUUUACAAAACAUCGAUAUACUUUUCUUUUUACGUUAUGUUGUAUUUGGUGUUUUUGACUAGUGGCGCUAUGAUAUUCAGCUUCUUGGAAAGACCCACGGAGGUGGCCCUAAGACUCAGAGUAGAAUCUGUCAAGCAGAAUUUUUUGAGAACUUAUCCUAGUAUUCCAGAUCAGGCGCUAGAAGACCUAAUAUCAGAGGUCGUCUCUGCAAGUAAUAGAGGUGUUUCUGCCACGAGAAAUGCUACUGGGGAGUCGAACUGGAGUUUCGGACAGUCGUUUUUCUUCACAAGUACUGUUGUGACCACCAUAGGAUACGGUCAUGUGACACCAUUGAGCAGAGCCGGUAAAAUAUUUUGCAUUAUUUAUGCCAUGAUCGGGAUACCGUUGACGCUGGUUUUACUAUCUGCUCUUGUGGCUAGACUUCUGGUUCCAACAAUUUGGCUGCUGCAAUGGUUAAAUUCCAGGUUGGGGCAUCUGUAUCAGCCUUUCAAUAUACGUUUGCUCCAUCUCGUCAUCAUGGUUAGUUUCCUAGUAGUGGCGUUCCUGCUGAUUCCAGCCGCAAUCUUCGCGAGAAUUGAACCAGAAUGGGAUUACAUGGACUCUCUGUAUUACUGUUUCAUAUCGCUGACCACGAUCGGUCUGGGAGAUUAUAUUCCAGGCGAUUCUCCGCAUCAGCCUUACAGACCCUUGUAUAAGAUAGCAACAACAGGAUUUUUAUACUUGGGAAUAACGUUCUUGAUGGUGACAUUGGCCGUUUUCUACGACAUACCCCAGCUCAAUCUCGGCUUUCUCUUCACGAGCAGCUCGGAAAAUUCGGAGAAAAAACCUCUGGCAGGGUCCGGCAUGAACAUGCAGUACGGCGGGGCGGGUAGCAACGUUUUACCGGAUCCGAACGAGGGCAGUCAUCGUCAGGUGGUGCGGGUAAGAUCGAGAAGGGCCGACAGUCCAAGUCCGGACGAACCGACCCCUAACAAAGACAUGAUCAUGCCCUGAUUCGGCAUCGAUGCCAGAAAAGACAUGAAAAGCUUUUUUCAGAAACUCCUUUCGAGUUCAUUUCAAUAACGCUGCAUCAAUCCAAACGGUUCAAGAAAUGAAUAUAGAAGAAUCAAUUCGCUUCUGGUAAUGAGCUGAUCUCCUCUAGAGGACAAUUUUCAACACAAGAUCAAUUAUUUGCGAAUGGUGACUACACCGAAGUUACGACUGUAAUAAAAAAAUUAUCAAAUUCCUAUAAGAAAUCCUCUUUUUCAUCAAUAUCUGUAUUCAUUUCAUAAUGAGCUCAGUGAAUAGUGGUAUACAACUUCACAAUAACAAAAUUAUAAAUCUUAUAUAGAAAAACCAAGUAUAUACAUACAUAUAACAAAAAUAUCUCAUGAGCGAGAUUUUCAGAUGCUGUGAACCUCUAUUUUUUUGUAUCGGAAAACGAACAUGUACUAUAUCUAUCAUUAUCGAUAUUAUAUCAUAUAUAUUAGAAUGAACAAUAUGAUCAGUUUAUUGUGAUUCAUUAUUUCAAACUGAAAUUAUUCUAAAUCGAUGUAUUUUAUUAUGUGAACCGAAUAAAGUUGUAAAAUACC
This is a messenger RNA of Coccinella septempunctata (seven-spotted ladybird), 1950 nucleotides long. Its product is annotated as potassium channel subfamily K member 1-like. NCBI's taxonomy places the organism in Eukaryota, Metazoa, Arthropoda, Insecta, Coleoptera, Coccinellidae. Gene Ontology annotation, biological process: stabilization of membrane potential; potassium ion transmembrane transport. Gene Ontology annotation, molecular function: potassium ion leak channel activity. Bases 233 to 1372 code for a protein of 379 amino acids. Gene Ontology annotation, cellular component: membrane. The record is from RefSeq and is a predicted model, not a curated record. The transcript has 6 exons.